AUGUCUCAAGACCACGCUCAACUAGAUAGCAAUGUGAUAUGCCAGCACAUAUUCCCCAUGGUGCAUGCUGAUGCGACUAUUUGUGUAAAGGUGUUGCAAGGAUCGGUAGAGUCAGCGUACGGGUACAAGGUGUCUUACAAGAAGGUUUGGCACGCGAAGCAGAAGGUAAUCGCAAGGAUCUAUGGUGAUUGGGACGAGUCGUAUGACCAACUGCGCAGAUACUUCAAUGCGCUGCAAGCUUUCGUCCCAGGGACAAUUGUUGACCUCCAAACGGUUCCAUACUAUGUCGGAAACAUGCUUGACCGUGAAAGUGUCAUGUUUCACCAGGUCUUCUGGUCGUUCCCUUCGUGUGUUCAAGCGUUUAGGCAUUGCAAGCCGCUGGUGUCAGUAGACGGAACACACCUGUACGAAAGAAAGAACACAGAUUCAUGGUACUUCUUUCUGACUAAUUUGAGGAGACAUGUAGCGACUAGGCCAGGAGUUCUUCUUAUCUCCGACAGGCAUGCUGCAAUAAAGGCCGCGUUGGAGCGUGAAGGAUGUGGUUGGGAUCACAAUGCUUACUGUGUACGACAUAUUGCCUCCAACUUCGCAACAAGUUUCAAGAGUAAGGAAGCCAAAAGACACCUGGUUAAUGCCGCUUAUUCGAAGACCCAAGAGCAGGCGCAGUACUAUCUUGAGUUAAUUAGCAGCGAGGAUCCCAUAGCAUCACCGCAGAUGAUGGGUUGGAUACGAGGGUUAGAGCCACCUAAAUGGCUACAGCACCUUGAUGAGGGCCGACGAUAUGGUCACAUGACGACCAAUCUUUCUGAGUGUAUCAACUCCGUUCUGAAGGGCACUAGAAAUCUACCAGUCUGUGCAAUUGUCAAGUCUACCUACCAUCGCCUAAAUGAGUUAUUCGUCGUGAAGGGUCAGCAAGCACAAGCGCAGAUUGCAAGCGGUCAGGUGUUCUCACAGUUCCUGCAGAAAGCCAUAUUAGCGAACCGUGAGGGAAUUUCUCAAAUGUUAGUGACGUCGUACGAUAGAGCCACAACCGUAUUCACAGUCAACGAGAUAGCUGCUGCAGGGGUGCAGUCUCGGUUUAGGGUUAACCUUCAGUUUCGUAGAUGUGACUGUGGUUACUUCCAGGCAUUACACUACCCAUGUGCUCAUGCUCUAGCCGCUUGCGCUAUGCGAGACUCGAGUGGCAACAGUAUGUAG
Messenger RNA from Arachis ipaensis, 1197 nucleotides. RefSeq lists its product as uncharacterized. Gene Ontology annotation, molecular function: zinc ion binding. The record is from RefSeq and is a predicted model, not a curated record. Lineage: Eukaryota; Viridiplantae; Streptophyta; Magnoliopsida; Fabales; Fabaceae.